GGUAUUUCCAGGCAGGCACAGGGUUGCUGGGUAGCGAGCCAAUCCACAGCCUUGCCUACGCAGCUGAGAACUUUGCUGGCGAUUACCACGGUGUCAGUAACACAGACCUGUGCCAUGCGCGACUGAAGCACUCACAAGUGUGAGGGUCAAUAUUUAUAGACCACUACACAGCUGCCCUGCAGAGGGAGACGGGGCAGCACGCACGCACGGGGCAAGAAGACACACUGCAGUGGAGGAACUUUAAUUUCCAGUUUUUUCUGAAAAAGCAAACAAACAAAAAAACAUUUUUUUUCACUGUCAGGUUCAGACUUCUGCUGAAUCAUAACCAUUUGGCGCUGAGCUAUGACAAGAGAGGAAACAAAAAGUUAAACCAGCAAGCCUGCCGUGCCAGAAGCAAACUUUGGUAACAUGCUUUUGAGAAGUUCAGGAAAAUUAAAUGUGGGCACCAAGAAAGAGGAUGGUGAGAGUACUGCCCCCACCCCUCGUCCGAAGAUCUUGCGUUGCAAAUGCCACCACCAUUGUCCAGAGGACUCAGUCAAUAAUAUUUGCAGCACAGACGGAUACUGCUUCACAAUGAUAGAGGAAGACGACUCUGGGCUGCCUGUUGUCACUUCCGGAUGUCUAGGACUGGAAGGCUCUGAUUUUCAGUGUCGGGACACUCCCAUUCCUCAUCAAAGAAGAUCCAUUGAAUGCUGCACAGAAAGGAAUGAAUGUAAUAAAGACCUACACCCUACACUGCCUCCCCUGAAGAACAGAGAUUUUGUUGAUGGACCUAUACAUCACAAGGCCUUACUUAUAUCUGUGACUGUCUGUAGUUUGCUCUUGGUCCUUAUCAUUUUAUUCUGCUACUUCAGAUAUAAAAGGCAAGAAACCAGACCUCGGUAUAGCAUCGGGCUGGAACAGGAUGAGACCUACAUUCCUCCUGGAGAGUCCCUGAGAGACCUCAUCGAGCAGUCCCAAAGCUCAGGAAGUGGAUCAGGCCUCCCUCUGCUGGUCCAGAGGACGAUAGCGAAGCAGAUUCAGAUGGUGAAGCAGAUUGGAAAGGGCCGCUAUGGGGAAGUCUGGAUGGGGAAGUGGCGCGGUGAGAAGGUGGCCGUGAAAGUGUUCUUCACCACGGAGGAGGCCAGCUGGUUCCGGGAGACAGAGAUAUACCAGACGGUGCUGAUGAGGCAUGAAAACAUUCUGGGGUUCAUUGCUGCAGAUAUCAAAGGGACAGGGUCCUGGACCCAGUUGUACCUCAUCACAGAUUAUCAUGAAAAUGGCUCUCUUUAUGAUUAUCUGAAGUCCUCCACCCUGGACACUCAGUCGAUGCUGAAAUUAGCUUAUUCCUCUGUCAGCGGCUUGUGUCACUUACACACUGAAAUCUUUAGUACUCAAGGCAAACCAGCUAUUGCCCAUCGAGACCUCAAAAGUAAGAACAUCCUGGUGAAGAAAAAUGGAACUUGCUGUAUAGCAGACCUGGGCCUGGCUGUUAAAUUUAUUAGUGACACGAAUGAAGUGGACAUCCCGCCCAACACGCGGGUGGGCACCAAGCGCUACAUGGCCCCGGAGGUGCUGGAUGAGAGCCUGAACAGAAACCACUUCCAGUCCUACAUCAUGGCCGACAUGUACAGCUUCGGACUCAUCCUCUGGGAGGUUGCGAGAAGAUGCGUUUCAGGCGAAAAUAAUUCCAAGAACACAUUUUCAGGUAUUGUGGAAGAGUACCAGCUUCCCUACCAUGACCUGGUGCCCAGCGACCCCUCCUAUGAGGACAUGAGGGAGAUCGUGUGCAUCAAGAAGCUGCGGCCCUCGUUCCCCAACCGGUGGAGCAGCGAUGAGUGUCUCAGGCAGAUGGGGAAGCUCAUGACAGAGUGCUGGGCCCACAAUCCUGCAUCCAGGCUGACGGCCCUGCGUGUGAAGAAAACACUUGCCAAGAUGUCAGAGUCCCAGGACAUUAAGCUCUGAUGGAGAAGAGAGGAAGCAUUUCCACCGAAGGCCGAUGGGCACUCUGCACGGCACAGCUCACGAUGUCACAGCAUCUUCUGUGCCAGCCUUGACUGUCCGCUCGAGACUCAGACCUCAGCUCUUGGGCACAGCCAGGGCAGAGCCAGGAGCUCCCAUGGGGCAGGUUCCCAGGUCUGUUGCAGGAGGGAGAUGCUGGGUGACCUGUUCAAGAUAUCAUGUAUGUUGCUUUCUAGGAAAGCCUGUAUUUUGGAAUUGUCAUUUUUUAAAAAGAUGCUUUAAUUUUGCCAAAAUAAAAUAAAUAUUGUAGAUGUUUUAAGGUUUAUACUAUUAUAGUUUAAAGAAUUAAAACAAAAUUUCAUCCCAGAAACUGUGUUGGAAGGUAAAUUAAACUAGUUUUUCCAUUGGUAAAAAUAUUGUCACACCUGACAAACACAAGACAGUCGGUGAAGUUGAACAGGACUGGAAGUGAUCUUAAGCCCCUGCCUGGGCCUCCUCAGACCUCUUGGACCAGCCCUGCACUGGGGCUGCCAUGCAAUGUGAUUGUACCUGGGAAAGCUCCACCUGCCUGGGACCACACUGUGGAGUUUCUGCAGACAGCUUUUGCGGCUUCAGACAAAACGCAGUGACAAGGUUAUGUGACUGUCCUUCAGUGCGGAUGGGUGUUCUUCAGAGCCACUUUGCUUUCUCUGGUCAUGUUAGGCAGUUCUUUGUUCUUUGUUUUCAUGAAAUAUAAGCAAAGCCUGUUUUUUAUGUGCAAAGAACUAACUUGUACAUGUCUUUGAUCUCUCAAACCAGAAGAUCAACAUUAAAUAAAAUUGCCAUUAAUUGUGUUAAAGACACGGUGCUUUAGAAUAGUGCUAAUCUGUGCUUGUGACGCAUGAAGAGCUUGUCAGUGAGGUAAGGGAGGAGGCCGAGGGCAUAGACGGCCUAUUUCUUGCUUUUUUUUGGUCCUGGGGAUCGAACUCAGAACCUUAUGCUUGCAAGGCAGGCACCAGAACCACUGAGCUAAAUCCCCACCCCAUAGACGGCCUAUUUCUUAUAUCUGCAAAGGAGCCAGUUUCAGAAGCACAAGCAAAGAAGGAUGCACACCUUAUUUUUUAUAGAUAAGGAUGGUUUGUUAUUGUCUUUUUUGUGUGUGUAUGUGUCUGAGGGAGGCAUUUGUCAGGUUAAUUUCACUAAAUUUUAAUUUAAAAAUGCACAAAUAUAACCUGCAGAUAAAAUAACAAGGGAGAGCAGUGGAGGCCAUGAAAUACUAUGGCUGCUGUGAUUUAUUAUUCUAUAAUAGACAGAGAUGGACCGUGGACAUCUGAAGUGAUUAUUUUACACUUUAGGAAUGGUGACUCAUCUGAUUCUUACAAUGUUCUAUUCACAAUUUAUUUAUUGUUUUUCCUUCUCUGUGGCACUUACGCAAAACAUCUCUUUACUUACCAGGGUUUUAACUUCUGAGUACCGUGAGUAAAAUCAUUGACAGGCCCCAUACUCCUUAGCAAUGAAUAUAUGAUAAGGUUUAAAGCUAUACACAUCUCUCUUGAUUUUAUCCAUUUUAUUUCCUUACUAUGGUUCUUGUUAGAAAUUCUUCAGUACUUAACAAGGAAUUUGGAAGUACUUCCCCGCUAGCCUUUGAAAAGGAUAAUUCCUUCCAGAAUACUCCAGGGGGCAGUGUUUUCUAACACACCCAACACUCAGUGACUGCAGGAUGGAGCAAUUUUAAGACACUGACAGCUGUGUGAAAAAUGAGAAGAUACCCCCCACUCCAAGCAGGCUUGCAGCUGGUGUUCCACUCAUCCAAAAGACAUCCUGCAGCAGUGAAGAAUCAUAGCGAGAAACACAUUGACUUCCCAGGGCUUCAUAGCUGUAUUUUGUUUUUUUACUAAAAAAGGAAUUUUGAAUCAGAAAGAAAUUAUUUUUGAGAAUAAGAACAAUUGGUACAAAUAUACUUGUAGUCAGAGCACUGCUCUUACCGAUGUUCAACUAGCCUCGGUAGCAAUGUAAAGGUUUCUCUCUCUUGCAUGGGUUUAUAUUCUUUGUGACAGUUUAGAUGGAAUAUGUAGUUAGAAAUAAGUCUGAGAAUUAUCUGAGAUUUUUGGAGAAACUUCAGUGCCUCUAAUCCGAUCAUCUGCCAACAAGUAAGUGAACAUUUAUCCCAGUUAAGUGGUUAAAUGGGCACAUGUUGGUAUUUCUUGCAUUUUUCUAGAUUUGAGAUUGGGGUUAUCUUUUAGAUAUAAUGGUGUUUACUUUGUGGUAAGUUCUUGAACACGAACUGCUUCAAAUCAAAGUAUUUUGUAGGGAGGUGAUGACUUAAAAAUAACUAGAUUUUUAGGGUUCCAGUAAAAAAAAGGAAGAAUUAAAAUAAUAAAUUUCUUCUGUAUUAUUCAUUUGGUUGCUUUGGAAAAUCAGUAGCUUACCUUCUAAUCCCCAACUUAAUUUACUUCACUAUGAAAAUUUUAAAAUUAUUCCCGAGAUACAUAGUAAGCCCCACUUAGGUAGUACAUAGACUUUCAGUGAGACAAGAAUUUAUUUUGAAUAGAAUUUUUCUCUGUGUCUUACCAAAAUCUGCUUUACUUAGGUAAUACUGAAGUGUUCUUAAAAGACUACCUACUCACUUCCCAAUAGUCUUUUAUGAUUUUUAAAUGUCCAGCGGCUCAGCAGUGAAUUUUAUUUUAUUACUAUUUUGUUUUGUUUUAGAUAAAUGAGAGCCUGGAAAUAAGUAAAAUAGUUGAUUGCUUACUUUCAGACUAUUUCAAAAACUUUCUUGUAACUCCUCUCAACUAAUGGAAUCCUGCAUUAUUAGUUGUUAGGUAAAAUUUGUAUGCUCAGAUGUUCAGGUUUGUAGCUUAUGUAUGUGUGUAUAUAUUAUAUAAAUAUAGAUGUAUAUAUAAAUAUUAUGUUCAGUCUGGAGUCUGGCACAACUCCAUUAUGUGGAUUAGAGGGUAAAAUAUAAUGGAUGAUGAAGUACUAAAUGAAACAUAUUUAUUUAUGAAAGUGUGUAGAUUGUUAAUAAGGAGUGCAGUGCUGAGAACGCUGUGUGUGAGGAGACAGGCCUUGGACCUCCUGGAAAGCGCUGCUUGGAAGUCACCAGUGACUGUUUUUUGUGGGUUUUUUUUUUGUAUUUCUCAAAAAGAAAGCUUCUUAGAAAACAUGCUGAGAUUUUAUUUACAGGGAAUUCUUUGACACAUUUCAAUUGGUGUGUAGUCAAGUAUAGCAAGUGCUCAAUAAUGACUGAAUUUCAUGUUCCACAGUCAUGCAUAUUCAUUAGGGGUUUAUGUUGCUAGUCUGUUCUGGCUCUUCUUUGUUUGUUGGUGGAGGGGCACAGAGAGAAGGACCAUUUUUUAAACUUGAACAUGUUCAGGAGUUACCUCCUCAGAAAUCUCAGUGGUGGAAAUGAAAGGAGUGACAUAAAAAGCAGUUUAAUUUAGCAAUUAUAAUUCCUCUUGUAAAACAAAACGAAUAAAAACUUGCUAUAUUUUUGGGAGAAAAGUUGGCAAUAUAUAGGGGAUUUGUUGUUUGUGUCAAAAGAAGAGCCAUUUAUGUUCUUUUGGGGAACCAGUGCCUUACAGAAUUUGUAUAUACUGUAAUUAUUCAGGACUAGGGAACAAACAAUUGUAUUGUAUUUGUUACAAAUUGUAUAUGGCUUUGUUUUAACAUUCCCCUAAAUAAAAUGGUUUUAUUCUCCCUGUAGAGAAAA
Heterocephalus glaber (naked mole-rat) is the source of this 5629-nucleotide messenger RNA. It is a transcript of the gene Bmpr1b, whose product is annotated as bone morphogenetic protein receptor type 1B. Lineage: Eukaryota; Metazoa; Chordata; Mammalia; Rodentia; Bathyergidae. Gene Ontology annotation, biological process: cellular response to growth factor stimulus; cell surface receptor protein serine/threonine kinase signaling pathway; protein phosphorylation. Gene Ontology annotation, molecular function: transmembrane receptor protein serine/threonine kinase activity; ATP binding. The record is from RefSeq and is a predicted model, not a curated record. Gene Ontology annotation, cellular component: plasma membrane; signaling receptor complex.